CGCCUCUCGGCCCCGCCGCCCCGGCAGCCGGCGGGCGGACAUGACACCUCAGCUCGCUCAUCCGCCGCGUGAUACGGACAUACGCCACGACCACGGUGGCCCCGUGCUCGCUGUCCGGUCGCAGGAGAGCUCCGCCUUGCUCUCCCAGCGCCGCGCCGUUGCGGGGGAGGGGGACGGGCGGUUCGCCCGCCGGGUAUGGCCGCGCGUCGCUGCUCAUCCGGGGCUGUGGCGCUGGCUGCGGCUUCGGUACUUAUCGGCAUUGGCUUUUAGGCAUACAAACCUGAAGCCUCCAACACCUCAGCUGUUGAAGUUCCUGUUGAUCUCCAUCAGCUCUCACUGUCACUGAGGACUUCAGUGAACAACAACAUUAUGAUGGACUUGCCUUUCCAUGCUACAUAUCCUGUAAGAUUUCAGGUAAUCGUGAUAUAUAUAUAUAUUGUUAGAUUGUAGUGUGCAAGAAAUUACGAAGAAUAUGUGUCUUUUGCUUAUCAGCCACACUUAUGAGAUUUUGUCAGGGACAAUAAUUUUUAGCUUAGCUUAUUGAUACUAGCAGCUGGGCAACAGUUGAUCUUUGUGUGCCAUACUUAUCCUAUGUUGAUGAAAGAAUAAUAUACAUUCCAACUCA
Molecule: messenger RNA, 625 nt
Organism: Panicum virgatum (switchgrass)
Lineage: Eukaryota; Viridiplantae; Streptophyta; Magnoliopsida; Poales; Poaceae
Exons: 2
Coding region: 41-346 (101 amino acids)
Source: RefSeq, a predicted model, not a curated record